UCCUGGCCGCGCGCUUUCCUCCGAUUUCGAUUUCGGCCGCCUUCAGUCGCUUUCAGUGGCGUUCUGGUCGCGCUGCUCUUUGGUCCGCCAAUUGCCCAAAAUCGCGGCGUUUUUGUGAAUGAAUUUCGCGAGCGAACUCAGCGAGUGAAUGAAUGAACACGGUGUGGUACGCGUUUACGGAGUGAUUAAAUCCAAAAGUGCUACGAAAAUAAAAUUACUUUAGCACAAUAAAAUGAUUGAAAACUAUAAUAAAAAUGGCAGCUUAUAUUCGACUUUCUGCCAAAGGCUUACUUUUAAUGUGAAAUUAAAUCAAAUGCACUACUUUUUUUAUAAAAAACAAAUAACGAGUGCUUAAAUCGAAGUAUUAAAUAUUGGUUUUCGGUACUUGAAAAGAGAUGAAAAACUGGUGAGUGCAAAAAAUGUAAGCAUUUUUUAAGAAGGAUACUUAAAAGCUAAUGGCCGACCGGAAUCUGCCAAAUGGAAUCAGCUGCAGUAAACGAGUUAACGGACUGCGGUCCCCCGUUUCAGGAUCGGCUUGUGCGGGUUGUAUCCUUGGCGCCGCUUGGCGACCAUCCCGCUUCGUUAAGUGAUUAAUCAUGCUCGUAUAUUUUCCAAGUGAAAUUCAAUUUGGACCGCAACGUCAGUGCAAGAACCACAACAGCCGUCCAGGCGACAGCAAAAAAUAUAAGAAAUAAAAAAUAGAGCCCCGCAAAAUUCGAAGGACAACGGAACGAGAAACUGUGCCUUCUAUACAGAGGAUAUACAGGAUACAGAGGAGGCGGCAGGAGGAACUGCAUCCGUCGCUUGGCAGCCCGGCGGCGAGUCCUGGCCGAGGACAUGAAAAUGCGCUUCAUUAAUUUGGCCGGCAGCCGCGGACUGUCUGAGGGAAAUCAGCAGAAGCUGCAGCUGGAGGAACAGGCGCAGGAACUGCCGGGGAAAUUGGAACAGGAACUGGAACUGCAACAGGAACAGGAACAGUCAGCUGCAGCGACACAGCACUGAGCACUCAGCACUCAGCACAGAGUUGCAAUGGUGGAGGACAAUGGGUCGUCGGAAGUGGAAGGAGGCGCAGUCGCCCCGCUCUUGGCGCUCCUCCGGAUGGAUGGGCUCAAUCAGACCCAGACCCAAGACCGCAUCCCCUCGACGCCUCCCUUCUUCGGCAGCUACAACAUCUCCGAGGACGUGUACUUCUACUUCAAUGGCCUGCCCACGAGCACGGAGGUCGUGCUGAAUGCCACCACCCUGAGCACACCUUCCACAAGUGUGGCGACAAGCGGUGGCACCACCACGCCGGAACCCGAUCUCUCCGAGUUCCUGGAGGCCCUGCCCAACGAUCGCGUGGGUCUGCUGGCCUUCCUCUUCCUGUUCUCCUUCGCCACCGUCUUCGGCAACUCCCUGGUCAUCCUGGCCGUCAUCCGGGAGCGGUACCUGCACACAGCCACCAACUACUUCAUCACCAGCUUGGCGGUGGCCGACUGCCUGGUGGGUCUGGUGGUCAUGCCCUUCUCGGCGCUCUAUGAGGUCCUGGAGAACACCUGGUUCUUCGGCACGGACUGGUGCGACAUCUGGCGAUCCCUGGAUGUGCUAUUCAGCACAGCCUCCAUACUGAAUCUGUGCGUGAUCUCGCUGGAUCGCUACUGGGCCAUAACGGAUCCCUUUAGCUAUCCCAUGAGGAUGACGGUGAAGAGGGCUGCCGGUCUGAUAGCCGCCGUAUGGAUCUGCUCCAGUGCCAUCAGUUUUCCGGCCAUCGUUUGGUGGCGGGCGGCGAGGGAUGGCGAAAUGCCGGCUUACAAGUGCACCUUCACCGAGCACCUGGGUUACCUGGUCUUCUCCUCGACGAUAUCCUUCUACCUGCCGCUGCUGGUGAUGGUGUUUACUUACUGUAGGAUAUACAGGGCGGCUGUUAUACAGACGAGGUCCUUGAAGAUAGGAACCAAACAGGUGCUCAUGGCCUCUGGGGAACUGCAGCUCACGCUGCGUAUACAUCGUGGUGGCACCACCAGGGAUCAGCAGAAUCAGGUUUCUGGAGGAGGUGGUGGAGGAGGAGGAGGCGGCGGUGGCGGAGGAUCCCUGAGCCACUCGCACUCCCAUUCGCACCACCAUCACCACAAUCAUGGAGGCGGAACCACCACAUCUACGCCCGAGGAGCCGGAUGAUGAGCCCCUAUCCGCUCUGCACAAUAAUGGAUUGGCCCGCCAUCGGCACAUGGGCAAGAACUUCUCGCUGUCCAGGAAGCUGGCCAAGUUCGCCAAGGAGAAGAAAGCGGCCAAGACGCUGGGCAUCGUGAUGGGCGUGUUCAUCAUCUGCUGGCUGCCCUUCUUUGUGGUCAACCUGCUGUCCGGGUUCUGCAUCGAGUGCAUCGAGCACGAGGAGAUCGUCUCGGCAAUCGUCACCUGGCUCGGCUGGAUCAACUCCUGCAUGAAUCCUGUGAUCUACGCCUGCUGGAGCAGGGACUUCCGCAGGGCCUUUGUGCGACUGCUGUGCAUGUGCUGUCCUCGGAAGAUUCGCCGCAAGUACCAGCCCACGAUGCGUUCCAAGUCGCAGUGCCACGUGGCCGCUGCAAUGGUGGCCGCCUCCACCUCCUUUGGCUACCACUCGGUGAACCAGAUCGACAGGACUCUCAUGUGACGGCAGCUGAGCAGUUGCAGCACCUGCAGCGGUGGCAGCAACUGCGGCGGAUCGCGCUCCGCCCACCACCAGCACCACUCCUCCGGCACGGCCACGCCCUCGUCCUCGCAGCGAUCCUGCACCAGGUGCCAGAGCUUCCACCGCCACCACCAUCGCUCCCGGCGCCGCAGCUCGGGGAUGCAGUUGCGCGGGGACUACAGCUCCACCACGGCGGUCAACAGUGCUCUGGCCAAGACGAUAGUGACGAUCAGUGCUCCUCCGGUGGCGGCUGCCUCGGCCAGCUCCCUGCACCUGGGCGCCGGAGGAAGACCCUCCUCGGUGUCCACCCUGACAAUAGCCUCUGUGCCGCCCACUUUGAGUGGGGCAGGAGGCUCAGUGAGUGGGGCUACUACUCCCCUGGCACCCAGCCUGAAAGCCCUGACCCCGGGACCCUCGAACUCAUCGGGUCACCAUGUGUCCUUCAUGCCCAUGACGGGCAUGAAACGGUUGCGCAGCUCCAAUGCCUCCCUGGGCUCGCCAAAUGGCAUCAUCAGCCCAGCUGGCGGAGCGGACACCACCUCGGCCCCUUCGCUCAUCGAUGCUGGCGAGGAUCAGGCAGUGCAGAUGAGGACGAACCACCACAGGAUCCUGGAGCAGUGCCACAGCGUCCAGAGCCAGAUAACCACCUUGGGCGACGUGGAGGACGACGAGGAGGCGAGCGACAGCGAGAGCGAGAGCAUCGGACUCGCCCUGGUGGAGACCACGCCCCAGCUGGAGAGCCAGCCGGUGGAGGCAUCCAGUUCCUCCAGCUCCUCGGUCAAGUAA
Messenger RNA from Drosophila biarmipes, 3432 nucleotides. RefSeq names its product dopamine receptor 2 (gene Dop1R2). Gene Ontology annotation, molecular function: G protein-coupled receptor activity. NCBI's taxonomy places the organism in Eukaryota, Metazoa, Arthropoda, Insecta, Diptera, Drosophilidae. Gene Ontology annotation, cellular component: membrane. The record is from RefSeq and is a predicted model, not a curated record. Gene Ontology annotation, biological process: adenylate cyclase-activating adrenergic receptor signaling pathway. The transcript is spliced from 5 exons.